AUGCCCGGUGUCAUCAACGAAUCCAUCGCCGUUAGCGACGGCCCCCUCACCAACGAGAACGCCGCCCUCCUCCGCCCCUCCGACCCCAACCUCCCCCUCGAAGAACUCCGCAAGCGAUACGACGAGGACGGCUACCUCUUCCUCAAGCAAGUCCUACCGCGGGCAGACGUCCUCGAAGCCCGCCGACGCUACUUCGACUACCUGGCGCCGACGGGGGUGCUGAAGGAGGGUUCUGACCCGGUGGAGGGCAUCUUCAACCCGACCAAGUCGGCGGACGACUACCCGGGCAUUGGGGCCGGGGCCGCGGACGGCAACGGACGACCCGGCGGCGAGAGCGCCGCGCAGUUCGUCGACCGCGCCAUCGAGGCGCACUACAAGGAAUGGUACGUCGACAAGAUCUGCAACCACCCCGACCUGUACGCCUACGUCGCCAAGUUCACCGGCUGGGGCCCGGAUACCCUCACCUUCAAGCGCACACUCCUGCGCAACAACACCCCCGGCACGAAGCCCAUCGGGGUGCACUACGAUCAGAUCUUCAUCCGGCAUGGCGAACCGACGAGCGUCACGGCUUGGGUGCCGAUUGGGGAUGUGAAGAUUAACGGUGGGGGAUUGAUCUAUCUGGAAAAUAGUGAUUCCGUGGGCCAGAAAAUCGAGGACGAGUUCACGACCAAGGCCAAGCAGGCGGGAUUGUCGGAGGAAGAGGCCCGCUCGGCGUUCAACUCCAAUAUGGCCGCCACCGGCCUGCUCUCAGAUACCCCAGCCGCGUUCGCCAAGGAGCAUGGUCGUCGCUGGCUGGUUUCGGCGUUCGAGGCGGGCGAUGUGGUUCUGCAUAAGCCCCAUAUGAUCCACGCCUCGACCAUCAACAAUGACCCGGACAACGUGAUCCGUCUGGCUACAGAUCUGCGGUUCUGCGACUCGUCGAAGCCGUAUGAUAAGAGAUGGAUGAACUUUUAUCGGUUCAACGAUGGUGUUUAGUGAUUUUCCAGUUGUCUAUUUUCCUUUCCACCUAUGAUAUGAAGUUGUGUACCGC
Molecule: messenger RNA, 1030 nt
Organism: Aspergillus homomorphus CBS 101889
Lineage: Eukaryota; Fungi; Ascomycota; Eurotiomycetes; Eurotiales; Aspergillaceae
Exons: 4
Coding region: 1-975 (324 amino acids)
Source: RefSeq, a predicted model, not a curated record